AUGGGUGAUAAAAGUAUUGUUGUGCCGACGAACAAGCCGAGAGAAAGCAGUCCUUCGAGGAUACAAUGUCCAAUGCUCACUAAUACAAACUAUACGGUGUGGAGCAUGAGGAUGGAGGCAGCUCUUAGGGUGCACAGAGCUUGGGAGGCAAUCGAGCCAGGUGUAGACGAUAGAGAGAAAAACGACUUAGCUCGAGCACUGCUAUAUGAGUCCACUCCAGAAGCUCUAAUUCUGGCAGUUGGUAAAUUAUCAGAGAUGUCAUCAAGAUCGUCUUCGUUGGGAGAAAUCAUUGAUGAACCAAAGAUGGUGAAAAAAUUUCUGAGUGGUCUUCCGAAGAAGAAGUAUAUAACUAUUAUAGCGGCACUUGAGCAGCUUAUGAGGAACGAAUCAAAGUGGAUGAAGAGCCACAAGAGGAUCAGGGUAAGCUCUUAUACGCCAACUCUGAGUCACAAGACGAUCAAGACUCAUACAGUAGAGGAAGAGGAUGCGGAGGACGUGGUUCUUACAGAGGAAGAUGACGUGAAAGAUAAACGCAUAGACGCCACUGUAUAUGCGGACUAUUCGGCGUAUAAACGUCCGUUUUUCUAUGAAACCGAUGGACGUGAUACGUCAAGAGUAGUGUGUUUCCGUUGUGACAAAGCUGGUCACUACGCUUACAAUUUUCCUGAUAGGCUCCUUAAGCUUCAAGAAACACAUGAGAAUGACAAUGAGAGCACACGUGAAGCAGAGGAAUUAAUGAUGAACGAGGUGGUAUAUCUCAACAAAGAGAAUGUGAAGCCAAGCAAGUUCGAAACACAAGUUGAUGGAGAUAAUAUGUGGUAUCUAGACAACAGGGCAAGUAAUCACAUGUCUGGAAAAAGAUCAUACUUUACAGAGAUCAAUGAGAAAGUCACGGGAAAGGUGCGCUUUGGCGAUGAUUCUCGCAUAGAUAUCAAAGGAAAAGGCUCAAUAACGUUUAUCAGCAAGGAAGGGAAGCGUAAGGUGUUGACCAACGUCUACUAUAUACCGGAGUUGAGAAGUAACAUCAUUAGCUUAGGACAAGCUACAGAGGCCGGAUGCGACGUAAGGAUGAAAGAUGACUUUCUCACACUCUAUGAUCGUGAUGGUAAUCUAUUAGUGAAAGCAAGAAUGAUGUAA
Messenger RNA from Raphanus sativus (radish), 1137 nucleotides. RefSeq lists its product as uncharacterized. The transcript has 5 exons. The coding region runs from base 1 to 1137 and encodes 378 amino acids. Lineage: Eukaryota; Viridiplantae; Streptophyta; Magnoliopsida; Brassicales; Brassicaceae. The record is from RefSeq and is a predicted model, not a curated record.